Drosophila willistoni is the source of this 2162-nucleotide messenger RNA. Its product is annotated as ubiquitin carboxyl-terminal hydrolase CYLD. NCBI's taxonomy places the organism in Eukaryota, Metazoa, Arthropoda, Insecta, Diptera, Drosophilidae. Gene Ontology annotation, biological process: protein K63-linked deubiquitination. The transcript is spliced from 10 exons. The coding region runs from base 205 to 1782 and encodes 525 amino acids. The record is from RefSeq and is a predicted model, not a curated record. Gene Ontology annotation, cellular component: cytosol. Gene Ontology annotation, molecular function: K63-linked deubiquitinase activity; cysteine-type deubiquitinase activity.
UUUAUAAUCGUGUAGGGUUAUCCAAUCCAAGAGUUUAGUUUCGCGAUACGAAAAUUUAUUAAGAAAAGCAUAUUCGGCCGAUAAUAAAGAAAGGUCUUAGAUUUCUUAAAGGAAUUAAAAAGCAAAAGAAAUUGGCUAUAGUACUGCACACAAACUGCUGCUAUCUUUUUGGGUCAUUGUAAAAGAGAUUGUCUUAAAUAAGAAAUGAACAAUCCGUCAAACAAAAGUCUGGACUUGGCGGAUCUUUUGGGGACAAACUGGCCCUCUCAUGUAGGAGCGGUUGCUGCAAUCUUAAACAGAGACCAAAGCGGAACCAAGCAGAAUGAUGGGGUAAAUUCACUAAAUAUCUCUCCUGGCGUGACAGUGAAUCAAGAAUCUAUGCAUGAUACAAAUCUGGUUGGUGAAGAUGCCUAUGAAAUACCCGGAACUUCUCUUACGGUUGGAUCUCUCGUUGAAGUAGCUGAUUCCGAACUAUCUGAUGAGCUAUAUGGUGUCAUUCGAUGGAUUGGAUUACCUUCCCAAUCAUCUAAUAACUUACUCAUAGGAAUUGAACUUGAAGAUGACGUAGUAAAUUUGAAACAUCUUUCAACCUCCAAUGGAAGCUAUAAUGGGAUUCGGUUAUUUGAGUGCAAUGAAGGUCGUGCAUUGUUUGUUCCGCCCAGCAAGUGUAGCAUAGACCGACGAUUUAUUGACAUUGAUAGCAGCCCUUCCGGAAACAAGAUUACCAAUGACUCUCAGUCAAUAACGUUUGGCAUCAUGGAUUGCCCAUAUGUUUUGGGAUCUGUUCCGCCUUUAAAAGUUUGUAACUCAGAGGAACUGAAUAAUAUUUGUGGAAAAUUUAAGGGCAUACAAGGUCACCACAAUUCUUGCUAUUUGGACGCUACUUUGUUUUCUAUGUUUACAUUUACAAGCGUGUUUGACUCAAUCCUGUAUAGGUGUUCGGGACCACAGGAUAUAGCUCACUACAGCUCCGUGCAGAAAGUUUUACGUGAUGAAAUUGUCAAUCCAUUACGAAAGAAUCUUUAUGUGAGGGCGGACCGCGUAAUGCAGCUACGCAAGCUAUUAGAUCAACUAAGUUCAGUAAGCGGCUUAACAAGCGAGGAGAAGGAUCCUGAAGAAUUUCUAAACAGUUUGCUAGCACAAAUAAUGCGUGUAGAGCCCUUUUUAAAACUAAGCUCUGGACAGGACUCAUAUUUUUAUCAACUAUUUGUAGAAAAAGACGAACGAUUAACUUUUCCCACUGUUCAGCAACUAUUCGAACAGAGUUUUCAUUCGUCUAGUAUCAAGUUAAAGGAGGUUCCUUCCUGUCUUAUUAUUCAAAUGCCACGCUUUGGAAAGAAUUACAAAAUGUAUCCGCGAAUUUUGCCGUCACAAGUCUUAGAUGUUACGGACAUUAUUGAAGACUCACCUCGUCAAUGUUCUGUUUGCGGAAAAUUAGCAGAACAUGAAUGCGGUCAAUGCUAUGGAAGCUUACAAUCCGGCUCAGGCCUUGAGUGUACUGCAUUUUGUCAAAAAUGUCUUGAAACAGUACAUCUACACUCCAAAAGGACUACACACGUAACAAAAAAAAUAUUUGCUCCAAGGGAUUACAAAAUUAUGGCUGAUCACAUUGUUAUACCUCGACUUUAUAUGGAAUUAUUUGCUGUUGUAUGUAUAGAAACAUCACAUUAUGUAUCGUUUGUUAAAGCUGGCUCUGGACCAGACGCUCCUUGGUGCUUCUUUGACUCAAUGGCGGAUAGAAAAGAUUAUGAGGUGGUAAGCCGGGUAAUUCCAGCGAAUUAAAAAAUUCUGUUGGAUAAUUGACAACAUCAUCAUCAUUAGUAACGGAAUCAACUGAUUUGUAAUUCUUCAAUUCGCCAGCUAUUUUCUCUUGAAUCUGAAAAUUCAUUUCGUUCACAUCAACAUUCUUUGCGGCCAAUAUAACACGUUCGCUUAACCAUCGUGAUUUACGUAAUUUUGAGCUAUGUUUGGGAAAACCAUCUACCCCGAUGAUGUAUCAACAGCAAUAUUACCAUUACCAAUAUCGAGCAGUUGUUUCGAAAACACUUCUUUAGACUGGUCUUCCUGCAAUUCGACUCUCAUGUUUAUACUCAAUUUAAGUGUUAACAUGCAUUUAGUUCAUAAGCUGAUCAAAUGAGUUGUGCAUUGGACGAUUGGGUGCU